AGUCCUGAGGACCUGGAGGCGGGCGUCAGCCCUCAAGAGCGGGAGUGCUCUUCUCUCCGAGGGGGUCAGAGGAGCGGGGAGGGUGACGCAGAGGGGGGCCUUUGCCUGGAGACGUCAUCUGGCUUUUAUAAAAGGGAUGUGACCAAGGAGCUGGUGAGAGCAAGCCCAGGAGCCCAGCUCCCCUUCCUCCAAGUGGUCUCCCACCUAAGCAGUGUCAUCACCUUGGAGACCUCAGGGACCUCGUGGAGCUCCUUCUGGGCCAGGACAAGGUCACUGCCAGAACCUGCAUCUUCUCACCAGGAUGAAUGCACUGGUUUUUUGGCAGCUGAUGUUCUUUCUUUGGGCCACUUCCUUCAAGGAGACAUUAGAAAAAGUGGCACCCAUGGAGAAUCCUAGAUCUACAGGCCCGCGGCCCAUUCCGCCGCCGCUCCAGGCUCCCUGGGAGCAGGGCCCGCGGUGUGCGGAAAGAAAGCCCGCUGCCGCCGAGGCGAACCCUCGGGGGACCUCAUCGUGCCAGCCUCCCGAGAGCUCCUCGGGGCCCCAGCGGCCAGACCUGUGCGCCCCCCGCAGCCGCCUGAUCCCUGCCCCGCGGGGCGCGGUGUUAGUGCAGCGGGAGAAGGACCUGUCCGCCUACAACUGGAACUCCUUCGGCCUGCGCUACGGCAAGCGGCAGGCGGCGCCGCCCGGGAGCCGCAACCGAGGCGCCGGGCGAGGCUGAGACCUUCAAACCCGGGAGGCGGGUCCAAGCAUGGGGGCGGGGCGGGGGCGGGGAAGUGGGAGGCGCUUGGAAUUUCAGCCUGAAACAAUAAAGGAAGUGCAGUGCGACUCAC
This is a messenger RNA of Phacochoerus africanus (Common warthog), 830 nucleotides long. It is a transcript of the gene KISS1, whose product is annotated as KiSS-1 metastasis suppressor. Gene Ontology annotation, biological process: positive regulation of cytosolic calcium ion concentration; G protein-coupled receptor signaling pathway. Bases 302 to 718 code for a protein of 138 amino acids. The record is from RefSeq and is a predicted model, not a curated record. The transcript is spliced from 3 exons. Gene Ontology annotation, molecular function: kisspeptin receptor binding. Lineage: Eukaryota; Metazoa; Chordata; Mammalia; Artiodactyla; Suidae. Gene Ontology annotation, cellular component: neuron projection.